Striga hermonthica is the source of this 1299-nucleotide messenger RNA. The record is from the annotation of a GenBank genome assembly. NCBI's taxonomy places the organism in Eukaryota, Viridiplantae, Streptophyta, Magnoliopsida, Lamiales, Orobanchaceae.
AUGUCGAACCUAGUGGUGGUGGUGGACAACGGCGGCGGCCUCAUAAAGGGCGGCAUCGGCGGCGAGCGAGAGCCGGCGUGCGUCGUUCCCAACUGUACCGCCCGCCCACCUUCCUCCAAGAAGUGGCUCCUUGCCGACCAGCUCCUCUCCCCCUCCGAGGACCUCACUUCCGCCACCAUCCGCCGCCCCUUCGACCGCGGCCACCUCAUCAACCCCGAUCUCCAGUCCUCUCUCUGGGCCCACCUCUUCACCAACCUCCUCAAAAUCCACCCCCCGAGCUCCUCCCUCCUCCUCACCGAGCCCCUCUUCUCCCUCCCCUCCAUCCAGCGCGCCGUCGACGAGAUCAUUUUCGAGGAGUUUAACUUCAAGGCACUCUUUGUGGCGGACUCCCCGUCUCUCGUGCACCUAUACGAGGCCUCUAGGAGGCCGUACGGCCUCCUAUCGAGGGCUCAGUGCAGCUUGGUGGUCGACUGUGGGUUCAGCUUCACGCACGCGGCCCCGGUUCUCCAGAACUUCACCCUGAAUUAUGGGGUCAAGAGGAUGGACCUCGGGGGAAAAGCGCUGACGAACUAUCUCAAGGAGCUCGUCAGCUACCGUAGUGUGAAUGUGAUGGAUGAGAGCUUUAUUAUGGACGAUGUGAAGGAGAAGCUGUGCUUUGUCUCUCUUGAUGUGCAGAGGGAUCUCAAGAUUGCCAGGAAAUCUGGAACUGACAACAUAUUUCGGUGUACUUACGUGCUUCCUGAUGGUAUAACUUAUACAAAAGGUUUUGUGAAAGAUACCAAUGAAGCAAAUAGAUACCAAGCCUCGAAUGAUGGAACUUCUCCAGCAGGUGAGAAGCAUUAUGCGGACACACAGCAUGUUACUGACAGACCUCGGGAGCAUAAGAGCAUUGACCUAACAAAAAAUGAAUUUACCUUAACAAACGAGAGGUUUCUUGUUCCAGAGAUGAUAUUUCGACCAGCUGACCUGGGAAUGAACCAGGCAGGGCUUGCAGAAUGCAUUGUUCGAGCUGUCAAUUCAUGCCAUCCUCAUCUUCACCCGGUGCUUUAUGAAAGCAUUAUUUUGACGGGUGGAAGCACAUUAUUUCCUCAUUUUGCUGGAAGACUAGAAAGGGAGCUUCGGCCUCUGGUUCCUGAACAGUACAAAGUGAAGAUAACAACUCAAGAAGACCCAAUUUUAGGCGUAUGGCGUGGUGGAUCACUUUUAGCAUCGAGUCCUGAUUUUGAGGCAAUGUGUGUCACCAAGGCUGAGUAUGAGGAGCUCGGUUCUGCUAGGUGCCGCAGGAGAUUCUUUCAUUAG